AGCUCAGCGACAGUGCAGUACGUACGAUUCGGAUUGAGGUUAAAUAUAAACGUUAUCAUGGUUAUGGGUUAAAGUUUAAAGAUUGCUAAAUCUGGAACACGUUAACAUCGGGAAUGACUUCCAAUCAAGAGGAACAACAGGAAGAGAGAGAAGUUCUACUUUCAAUCUAUGAUGGGGAUACAUGCUUUAAAGAGCUCAAUGAAACAACCUAUCAGUAUAGGGUUGGAGAAAAUGGAGAUCUCAAAUCUUUCAUGCUUGAAGUGAGUUGGGGUGACGAAUAUCCUUCAAUACCACCAGACAUCACCCUAGAUGCCUUCUUCAAUAAUCACAUCUCUCAGACUAUAAAAGAAAAUGUCAUCUCCAGAAUGAAAGAAGAGGCAACUCAGUGGCUAGAUAGUGCAAUGACCUUUACUCUGUUUGAGUUUGCCAAGGAGAAUGCAGAGGAUUUCAUGACAGAUCAAGAGGAAUCAGCCGUACAAAAGGAAGAAAAAGAAGAAAAAAAAGAGACUGUUCCUUUGGUAGGCAAGAUCAAAGAGAGGAAAGAGCAACUCACCAAAAAUCAGAAGAGGAAGAUUACUGAAAGAACAAAUUAUAAGGGUGAACGACCCAGAGGCUGGGACUGGGUUGAUGUCAUCAAGCAUUUAAGCAAGUCUGGGUUCACGAAGCCAGAAGAUAGCUGACAGUGAACAAUUCACAAAGACAAUUAGAGAUGAGAUACAGCUGACCAAUCCAGAGCCUUCAAUAUAAGGAUACGUUCAAUCAGAAGCUAAACUGGUUGUAGUGCUGCAAAUAAAGGAAUAAAAUAAACCUGACCUGUUUCUUUUCGUAUUUACAAGAACUGGAUGUGUGAAGACUGUGGUCUCCAUGUUAAGGUUUGUAGGUGUAGCGCUCCAGCGCCGUAUGUAUGCUCUUGCGAAGAGAGAAGUCGACACAAACUUGAAAUGGGUGUUCCUCAACCAUUUCUCUCUCCUGGCAGAUUCUCAUGUAUUGGGGUUCAUUGGAGACUUUUGUAACAGUUUUGCAAUGUUCCUGCACCUUGUUCAACAAUAGAAUGAUAAUGGAAUCUUAUUUGUUUUAGGUGUUUCUUUGAUUGUUGUUCUUGUUUAGCAACAUGUUCAUGUGACACUGUUUUUUGUAGGCUGAUAUUACAGUGCUUAGAUCUUGAAGCGAUUCGUUGGUCUUCAAGUUCAAGUCUAUUUUCCACAUGUGGUUCAUAAAAAACAAGUAUACAUACAUUGUUCAGACAUAUAAAAAAUGCAAAGUAACACAAAAUUAACAAACAAUAAUGUUAAGAGAAAAAAUAGUGAACAAAAUCUAAUGUCCAUUAACACAGAACAACUAAAUACAUGUAGAUAU
Molecule: messenger RNA, 1356 nt
Organism: Strongylocentrotus purpuratus (purple sea urchin)
Lineage: Eukaryota; Metazoa; Echinodermata; Echinoidea; Camarodonta; Strongylocentrotidae
Gene: rwdd4
Product: RWD domain-containing protein 4
Exons: 8
Coding region: 114-680 (188 amino acids)
Molecular function (GO): protein binding
Source: RefSeq, a predicted model, not a curated record